This is a messenger RNA of Anas platyrhynchos (mallard), 10452 nucleotides long. It is a transcript of the gene CMTM4, whose product is annotated as CKLF like MARVEL transmembrane domain containing 4. Gene Ontology annotation, cellular component: membrane. The record is from RefSeq and is a predicted model, not a curated record. Lineage: Eukaryota; Metazoa; Chordata; Aves; Anseriformes; Anatidae.
AGGGGGCGGAGCGGCGGCGGCGGCAGCAGCGUCCCCGGCCGGAGCUGCCCUGCCGGGAGCGGCGCGGGGAGCAGCGGAGCCGCGGGGCGGCCUCGCCGCCGAGCGGGCUGAGGGCGGCUCCGGGCCGGGUGGCGCGGCCGCGGGCACGGCGGCUCCUCGCUGCCCUCAGCGGGGUGAGGGCGCCCCCCGGCGGCGGGGCGCUCCCGCUGCUCCUCCUCCUCCUCCUCCUCCUCCUCCUCCUCCUCCUCGGGGCUGAGGCCGGGCCGGGCACGGCACCAUGCGGCCCCCGCUGUCCCCGCGCCUCUCCGCCUGACGGAGCCCCCCGGCCCUGCCCUGCCCUGCCCUGCCCUGCCGUGCCGUGCCAUGCAGCCGACGCUCCGCUAGGCGCCGGCUGGAGCUCGCAGCCCGCUCCCUCGGCCCCCCGGCGGCACCGGCACCAUGAGGAACGGCGAGGACCUGGAGGGCUUCGAUGGCGAGGCGUCCAGCACCUCCAUGAUCUCGGGGGCCAGCAGCCCCUACCAGCCCACCACCGAGCCCGUCAGCCAGCGCCGAGGGCUGGGCGGCCUCCGCUGCGACCUGGACUACCUGCGGGGCACCUUCGGCAGGAUCAAGCUGGCGGAGGUGGUUUUGGCACUGAUUGCAUUCAUCUGCAUAGAGACCAUCAUGGAAUGCUCCCCUUGCGAAGGCCUUUAUUUCUUCGAGUUUGUGAGCUGUAGUGCAUUGGUGGUUACUGGAGUUCUGUUGCUAAUGUUCAGUCUAAAUCUUCACACAAGAAUACCACAGAUCAACUGGAAUCUUACUGAUCUGGUAAACACUGGACUCAGCACUUUGUUCUUUUUCAUUGCCUCUGUAGUACUUGCUGCUUUAAACCAUAAAACUGGAGCAGAGAUUGCUGCUGUGAUAUUUGGUUUCUUGGCAAUGGCAGUGUAUGCUGUGAACACAUAUUUAGCUAUCAAAAAGUGGCGAAUGAACAGCAGACAACAAAACAGUCGUCAGACCAGUGAUUACAUACGUGCUCGGACAGAAUCCAGAGAAGUAGAUCAUCGCCCUGAGAUUCAGCGUCUGGAUGCAUGAAGCGAUACUCAAAUGGGACUGCAAUGGGAAAAGAAGUGCUCAUGGAAUAAACUCCCUCAUGGAAUAAAGUGUUUUUUUCUUUAUUUAAGGAAGUAAAGGAAGAUCAGUUGGUGGCAAAGAAUGUCGAGCCCUGCAUAUGUGCGUAGAUGCAUUGAGUCAGAAGCUGUUGUCAUGAAGGCAGUAAAUGUUGGUCAUUCAAAAGCAAGAGCCAUUUAAGACAUCCACAUAUAUAUAUACAUAUAUAUAAAAUAUAUAUUAUAUAUAUAUAUGUUGCGAAGUACAUUAAUGUGUUGGAUUAACUGCACAAAACUUUUCUUCUCUCUCCUAAGUGCAAGCUCUGGAUACACAUUCUGUCACUGUAUCUUCGUCUGUCAUAAACACUAAGACCAGCAUUAUCUUGUUUGUUUAAUAUAAGAAAGAAAUCCACCAGAAGAAAAAUUCAUACCUGUGAAAAGGAAGUGAGGGGCAAAUAGCAAUAACUUCAGUCAUGCAUUGUGUCCAGCAAUUCUCUGUGUCCUUCCUUGUGCAGCCUUGGCGGUGCAGUUCAAUUCUCAUCUGCAAGAUCUCACGCAGUUUCAUUGGUGGCUCACUCAUAUAGCUGAAAUAAACAGACGGAUCAUGUCUUUGGGUUGAUGGAUUUAAUGUUGAGGUAGUUGUCUUUGGAUUACUCUGAAAUCACCACAUUCAGUUCAUGCAUGACCUUUGUUGGAUCUGAACUUAUGCAAGAUUAGCAUGUUUACUGAAUGGUCACCAUACUGUAAUGCUUCCAGUGCGAGUAUGUGGGGUUUCUGUUAACGUUGGGAUACGUACUAUUUUGCUUUUCAAAAUGGGGAAAAAGGCAGGGUGGAGAAGGGGGAGGCAGAGGGGCACAGUAAUGAAGGGGAGAAAGAAUGAAUUGUCAUUCAGUAAACUUGCAUUCCAGUCAUGUUUUUUUUUUUUGUUGUUUUGUUCUUUUAAGGUUCAACCUUUCUGAGAAGCAUAGGGUAAGCAAGAACUAUCAAAAAAUUCUUGUACUUAGAAUGUAAUCUUAGGAACACUGUAUUAUGAUUCAUCUAAGACACAUUUUCCUUGCUCAGAGGGUUACUUGAUUCUUCUAAAAACUGUUAGUAGUAAGCAAAAUGUUAUUUUAAUUGGGUAUGUCUGCAAAAAGUUUUUCUAGUAUUUGUUGAUUUAUUUAAGAACGGUUUUACCUAACUGAAGUUUUCUUAAUUGUACUUCCAGUGAAGAUGAGGGUGUUAUCUCUAAUCAAAACCCGAGUUCUGCAGUAAUCAGUUUCAUAAUGUUAAAACAAAGAAGUUCCUCAGUAUUUUUCUGGUUUUAUGGCCGGUGUUUUUAUCUGUGUAAUCUAUUAUUUGGCAUAUGGAUGUCUGCAUAUUACAUGAAGAAAUGUUGCAGGGUAAAGAUCUUGAGUGCUGGAUUCCUUCCGGGUUUAGGCUAAUGAAGUAACUGAAAUUAGUGGAACUACGCCUGAAUUUAUCUCACAUGUGAGUUUAAUGCAUUUUGUGUUGUUUGUAAUUUAGCUGUACUCUUAAGUGGUUGAAUGCAGUUAACUGGAAGCUUAAGAACAAAGGGCAAUGCACUGCAGACAGGUGAUUUUGAAAUACUAAAACCAGGUUAUUGCCAAACAGAAGAUCAGUAUAAGUGCCUGGGCUUUUUAAUAUUUGAGGGAACUGAGGGAGUUCCAGACUUAAACCAUACAUUGCAAUGUUUGAAUCAAGCAGCAGGAAAUUAAUGUGUGGAAAACUGGUUAAAAACUAAACUAACGUAACAACAAAACUGAUCUCAUUUGUUGAAAAGAUGUAAGACACGGACUCCUGAUGGCUCUUGAACAGAAGGCCUUUAUUGCCCCUUUUCACUACUCCAUAUACUUUCCCCAUAGCACCACGUGCUGUCCACGUGCCUGAAUCUGUCACACAAUUCGUUAGAGACCUUCAGACGCACCUUGAGUCAGCCAGCAAUUGGCCACUGCCCCAAAGCUCAUUUUUAACACUGUAGCCAAUUUUCUUUUUGACAACCUUGCUCGAGUUUUUGUUUCUACCACUUGUUUCCUCAUUAUUUCUAAUUCAGGGAUGUGUGAAACAGCGCGGAGUCACCUGCAAAUUCCUUUCCCACAAUUUGUGAUUUUUCUGAUGUCUACAGUACAUUUCACCUGAGUUGUUAAGACUGAGAUUAAAACUAAGAGUUACUAAUGAGGUUAGAGAAAAGUUGCCUUUCUAAACUAGGAGUGGUUUGCCAGUUACUGUAUUAAUGUCUUACUUAGCUUCAUUGAAAGUUAAUACCAAAGGCAACACCAGUUUAAAAAAAGGAUCAAAACAUAGUAGCUAAUCUCUUGUUGGGUUUACAGCAUAGAUGUUUAAUUAAGGUGGUGUCUCACCAGGAUUAAUGGGUGUUUCAUGAAAAGAAAAUGACAGCUCAGUGUUCACUCUGGCAUGAAAUAAUUAAGUUACUGAAGCCAGCAUAGUUGCUUUAGCCCUGUUGUUUUUCAGUACUCUAAAAGUAGCAUGAGCGUAUCUAGACCGGUAUUGUAAACCAGCAUUAAAGCAGUUGGCAUAAGUAUCAUUUUAAAAUAAUAAUAUAAAAACUAAUUAAAGCCUUACUCACAUACAGAAUAUUGUCCUGCAGAAGAUCCUUGCUUUUGGAGUGGUACCCACAUCUGAAGUCAAGAAACAGAAGUUAGGUCUUACGUAAGAAGUUACGUCUUACAAAAAGUGUAGGCUUUCCAUUGAGUAUAUCCUGAUGCUGGUUAAUGAAAGGAUCAAAAUGGUGUGUAUGAAAGAAAAUGCCCUUUUUUCUCUUCCGUAGUCCCCGUGCUGAUUCAGUUCAUCUGACUUCUCAGAAAUAUGGGAGGUCUCAUGCAUCUACAAGUUUAUGGCUUUAUCUUCCAAAUCCUUACACCUUUCCGUACCUAGACUAAAGAUAACUUCACAGAGUUUUUUUCUGGAGUGAGAUCAUGAAAAGCUGUUGUUAUCUUUUAGCUGGAAUGACAAAUGCUUACUUAGUAUGAAUGAUAGUUAUAUUUCUAAUAUCAUAUAAUACUUCAUCCUGUAGUAUAGUAUAGCUGUAUGACCUUGAGUACUUUUACACAUGAAAUAAGUUUUCUUGAGUUGAGAACGAUAUGCUGUUAUUUAUUACUUACAUCAAUAAUGACUUGAGCUUAGCACAGCUUUCAGGAUAGAAUUCAAAGAGAAUAUGAAUUGAAAAAAAUAGUAUCUGAUACAGUUGGAAAACAGGAAAACAAAUGUAAAUUUGUAAUUUCCUUAUUUUGGGGACCAAAGAUGAUUUUAGUAUUGUACAGUAUAUACUUUCUAAAAGUCUAAGUUAAGCAUUUAUUACUCUUCAGAGACAUUAUUUACUAUUUGCAUUAUAGAGUAGGGAGAUAAAGUGACGAUGAGAUGGACAACUAAAAUCGAAGCAUUAAGAUCAUAUGAUGCAUAAGUGGUUGAUUUUUUUUUUUCUUUUUCCCCAGACAAUUUUAUAUAAUGGUUUGAAGAGGUGGUGAUGUUUUAUUAAGACUGUUAUCAGAACUGCAGUCAUCAUAAAAGGGAAAAAAAAAUCUCUUAAGGAAUAAAACUGAGGUAAAAAGGUGUUUUUUUUUUUCAUUUUUUAAAAUUUUAUUUUUUUUAUUUUAAAUGGGAAAAAGUGCUUCUUCCAGCCACCUAAUCUUAUUUGAAAGCAUAUAGGGUUAAUGUUUCCUGAGCAUACAGGGUUAGUUUUCCCUUUAGUGUUAAAGAGUGCUGUUUAGCUUCACAAAGGGACCCAAAACCACUGUAAAUAAAACUAAAUGAAAGCUAAACACCUGAAACUUCUACGAAUGGGAUGCUUGAAGCUGUAGUGACAUUCUGAUUAAUCCUCUUAAGUCAAAACUAAGUCCUCAAGUGUGCAAUCUCCAUGUAUUGCUGCAUGUAGAAAUGAGGGCAAGUUUUGCAAGCUAUGCAGACAUUGAAAUAUUCAUUAACAAUAGGAAAUGAUUGGAGUAACAGCAUAGUAAUUGUUGUAUAGUGUUUCAAGAGUAGGUAUCUUCCUUUUAAUGCUAUGGUCAGUUUGGUCAGCCUUAGUUCAAGUUUAUUAUACAUACAUGUAAUGACGUGCAAACUGCCUACAAUAGAAGCAGGUUUCUAAAACCAUAAGAACUGAUUUGUCAGUUUAAUUGCUCCUUAGUAAAGUUGGUUCCUUUUUAUUCUCUGCUUGUUCCUUCCAUUUCAUAAAUUCAUGUCUCAUCUGUCUUACGUUUUAAUGUUUAGUUUUGUUAACCCUUCUUUGUUAUCUGUACAGUGUCUGCUUCACUAUAAGGAGGACAAGAAUAGCAUGUCCGAUGUCCUUUUGCUUAAGUAUGUACUCUUACCUUUUGUGAUAGCUUAUGUUAUUUGGGCUGGAUAUGCUGGGGGAUUUUUUAUUUUGUCCCAUGGACUUUGGAAGCUAGCUGGUAUAGUAUUCGUUUCUUCUAGGCUUUCUGUUAGGAGCCACAUGCUCACAGAUUGAGGACCAGAGAUUCAUCUACCUCUGCCUUUUUUUUAAGAGACAAGGUGACGAUCCUUGAGAUUUGAUGUCUAUAUUUCAGUUUGUGCUGUUCAUUGUUGGCUUUAUAUUCAUCAGCAAUGAGCCAUGCUGUGGAAGCAGCUUGCUGUCUUCAGCUUGUAAGAUGUCUCUUAGGCGUGAACUUAAAUUGGUAACAUGGGGUGCUUCUUCAUAGGCUUUGUCCCGUGUUUCACUGUGCAUCUUAUGACAUGAUCUAGAAUUGCUUUACUGUAUCUGUUUGUGUUUCAUUGUUGAGUGUAGAAAGAAGAGGGGAAAACUGGGGAGAACUUCCAAGUUUUUAAUUAUUAUGAUUAUUUUUUCAUGAAUUACUUUGUACCAUAUAAUGAUUGUCCCUUCCUAAUGCAGCAGAUUUACUGGUUCUUAAAGUGUUGCGAACAGCAGCAGAAUUGACCUGCUACAAGCUGCAUGUGGACUAUGAAUUAACCACUAGUUUUCCAUAAACGUUAAGGUCCCAAAGUAAAUGUUAUAUUUGCCACCUUUGUGCUGAUUUGGGAGUUUGCAGGUACAGUAAAUGCUUACAUAAUAAAUGGCUUUAUUAAUGCAGCCUUUUUUUCCCCCUUGUUCUGUAUCUGCUCUUUUCUUGUCCUGUGACACCUUUGUAAGCAUUUCUACCUGUUCUCUUUUUCUUUUUUUUUUUUUUUUUUUUGGUGGUUGUUUUUAGGGUAUAAUUUCACCAAAAAAAAAAAAAAGUUAAUAGCAAUUCAAAUAGGGUAGAAAAUAAUAUAUUCACUUGUAGUCAGAUGAGAUACUGAGCAGCUUUGCGCAUGAAAAUUGGAGCCUAAAUGACAAAUCCUAUGCUGAAAGCUCUGGAGCCAAGCAUCUUCAGCAGAUACUUAAGAGAGAGAAAUGUAGGCUCAUUUAGAUUAUGAAUAUGAAACGUAGUAAAGGAUGGGAAGGAGAAAGAAAACCAAACCUGAUGCUUAGUAAUUUGGUGUUUUCAAAACAUGUGAAUGUGAAGAAUCCUCAACUGCAGAAGGAAAUUUAUUUUCUGCACUUCAUAGAGAAGUUUACAGAGACACUUUGACUUGGUGAUAAAAGUAGGUGUAGAAAUGUUUCUCUGUUCCUAAUCCUGGGGCCAGGCUGCCUACGUGUUAUGGUUGGAGAGAUUCUACACCCAUUUUGUUAAUGGUGUAUUAAAACCUGAGGUACGUUGACAAAUCAUUGUGAUUAUCAAAUGACUUCUACUGAGCUCAAGUGUCGUGGUUGGUUCGCAAAGAGCUGCAGGAUCUAGAAGCUUGCAUCAGGAGGGAUGUAUGUAUCUGGAAGAAUGGAUUCUUUCAGACUGGGAUUUCUGCUUAGUCCCGCUGUGAUGAGUAAAGCCAUCAAGUAGCAUUUCUGAAACUGGGUGCAUAGUUUGCUGUUUAUGGGAUAAAAUAAUAGAUUGUUUGUAGGGCCUUUUAGCCAACAAAGAUCAAAGACUGUGCUGAUACAGAUAUCAUGUAUUUCAAAUUUAAUGGCAACAAAAGUAAUCAUUUUACAAUGAAACUGAAAUGGGCAAAAAAACAAACAAACAAACAACAAAAACAAAACAACAAACAAACAGCAGAAUGUUGUACUUUUUGCCUAGAAAUAUUUUCUUGGAAAAAAAGAAGUGUAGGGUUUGUCAUGCUCUUCUCUUUAUUUUAACAGAAGGAGUUGAUUAAAAAUGAAUUCAUACACAUAUUCAGGAAAUUUCUAAAUUCUCUCUCUAUAGAGUUUUUCCUGAUAUGCUAUUUUCCCUGUUAGUCACAUAGAUCAAUCUGUUCAACAGAAUCAGAAUGGUGCUGUCCAGCCUGAAAGGGUUCCUUUGUUGUCUUGGUCUUAUUUUUGCAUUGUCUUUUUAAAAUCUGUCUAUAAUUUAACCAUUUGUAUUCUAUAAAUAAUCUUAAAAAAAAAAAAAAUCUGCUUACACUGUGAUUUAUAGUAGCCUUUAAUUUAGAGUAUACAACACAAUCUAAUUUUCUUUUGGGAUAUGCAGCUUUCAAAAGUGUUCUUAUAUAUGCCCGGAAAUAAAAGUUGUCUAUUUAUCAUGAAAAUGUGAUUAGGUAGUUACCUAUCCAGAGUUCCAGUGCAACUCUUUCAAAAGUGUGCUGGAUGGAUGAGUUAAUGAAAUUGCCUUUUAAUCUCUAUGGGUUAAUAAAUAUUUUUUUAUAACUAGCCACAGAUAUUCCUUUUUAAAUUAUACUUGGCAAACAGAAGAUAUUUAAUUUUAUAUACAAUAUACAUAGUUACCUUGAUUGACGUAUUUAUAACAUAGAGCUUUGAGUUUACUAUGAAGGUUUUAUCAUAUACCAUGGACUUCAUGGGUAGAAGUUUAAAAAAAAAAAAGAAAAAAAGAAAAAUAGUUACCAUAUAUGGAAGGAUAUGGAAACUUUCUUCAUAAAUUCAGAUAGAGGACAUCAGAGCAUUUCCAAAAGCAAUAGCCAGAUCUUAUUAACAGAGUAUCUGUUUUUUUCUUAUUUUUGACUGGGGCUGGUCCCUACAGCUAUUUUAGUAACAUCUGGAUGUGAGUAAAUGAAUGAAAUAUGACCAUCUGCCUCUUCCGACUGUCAAGGACUAUUGUCUAGAAUAUGGGAAAUUUCAGGGUAUUGUUUGUUUUGUUUUGGACAAAUGUCUCAAUAGACAUAUUUAGUUAAAACCUUCAUGCAUUUGAAAGAAAAUACCCUCUAUUAACUUAGGCUGAUUUAUCACUUCUGGUAACCUUUUAAUCCCAAAGGUAUUAUAGUCUAAAUAUUUUCAGUAAUGUUACGUUUAUCCAGAUGUCUGCAGGUUAAAAUGGUUCUGGCUAGCACCCUUUUAUUACAACAAUUGCUACCUUCAUUUUCUACUGUUUAUACUUUAAUCUUGAAUGUUUAACAGUUUCUACUUGUUGGAUAUUGUGAAAGGAGAGUGUAUCAUAUAGCAUUACAGUCCAUCCAGCUUUAACUCAUAUGUCACGGUUCUAGAAUAAGGUGAUAUUUUGAUUUAUAUAUUGUGGCCAAUUAAUUGCAUUUUUAAAUGAUUUCUGUACUUAAGACACAACAUUUUUAAUAGCAUUUUAAUAACAAAUGAUUAGCUCAUCAUUUUAUCUGUCUAAACUUACUCUCUUCUGUGUUAAUGUCAUUUUGAAUCUAUUUGUAUAUGUUGAAGUUUGUAAGGGUUCAGGAACCCACAAUAAAAUAGUAAAGUAUGUAUUUAUUUCUCAUUAUAAUGCUCAGUUUUGAUUUAAAAGUUGACACUUUGUAUGUCUUUUCACAGAACUGUAAACUAAUACCGAAAAACUGCUUCACCUAGGGUGCCUUCCAUGUGUGGUAUAAACACUUGUCAUUCACAAAAAAUAGAGAUGUAAAUUUAUUAAACCAGUAAACACUAUUUUUGUAAUGUGAGUCACUAAUGCAUCUCUGGCUUUAUUGUGCUUUAUUUUCACUAAAAACAGUUUUAUGGCUACUGUAGUCAUUGUUUCCCUUUGUGUACUGCAUAGUAAAUAUGGUCUCAUGGUGAAUCAAAAGAUUGUAUCACUUCUGCUCUUCUCUGCCUUCAGCUGCUACCUGAAAGAUGGAGAUAAAGCACAUUGCUGAAGUGAGCUAGAAGGUAUUCCAACCCUUUCCUUGAGACUUGUAUAAAGAAAUGCUCAGUGUGGGAUGUCUGUAUCCUUGGUGCUGAUUCAGGGUCCUCUAGAAAAACAUAGUAGGCAUAAUCUAAACAUUUCUGAUACUAGCUCAUAAUUCACAAUUUAUGGUGUCUGAGAAAGGAGCAUCCCGGCCUGGAAGACUUAUCCCUUGGGGAUAUAGGUUCUGUACUGACAGAUUGGUAAUUGUGAACAGCUCAGAUGUAUCAGUCAAAAUAGUGGGUUAGAAUUCUGUCUUCGGACUGAGUGAAGGGGAUGCAAUUUUCUUUUUAACAUACGAGCACAAUUCUGCUAUGUAAUACCAUUGGUAUUUUGUUUUUGAAGUUUGAAAAACUGUAAUGUAUUGCCAAGGAAAAUCUUCUAAGCGUUCUGUAUGUGCUGCUGCAAAUGCAGAACCUGUCUCUGUUAUCCUUACUCAGGCAAAAUUCCCCAUUGAUGGGGGACUGCAGGAUCAGGUAUCUAUUUAUCACCAUAAACACGUUCUGAUCAAGGAUUUGAAGAAUAUCACAAGCUAGCAAAUGUGCAUAUAAAGACAAUGUACAGCCUUGAAGCAAUCUCACAUUAUUUUGGUAAGUAUUUGUGGUCUCAUUUAAACUGCUCACAAGGCCAGCUGAUAAAAUUGAUGCUUUCUGUAGAGGUACCACUGAUCUGUGAUCUGAUGUUACUUCUCAGUAAUACAUGUGUAAGCAUAGCAUCUUCCAGCUCUGUAUGUGAAAAUCGUGCUCUUAAUGCUUGGACAAUUUCAAAGGCAAGGUAACUCUACAAGAAAACCUAGCUUCUAACUUGUGUUUUACACCAAUGAUGAUUUUUCAGUCUGUUGUGCACUUCUUUUCUGUCAGUUUUAAUGAUAAACAAAAACACAAGCUGAAGAAUUUUCUUGGAAUACAGAAAGCAGUCCUUGUUUUUUUUUUUUUGUUUUUUUUUUUUUUUUUUUGUUGAAAUCCAUACCAUCCUAGCAUAAUUUAAAUGGUGUAUUUAUAGGUUUUAAAUGUCAUGUUGUUUUUCCAGUCUUUUGUAUAUGGGCACAUUACUUUUUGUAAUUUUUUAUUUAGUUGUCUUUCAGUUUUUUCUUUCUGAUAUCUGAAGAUUUGAGCUCUAUGGAUUUUCAUGGUACUCCUCUGAUUAUGUCUUCAUAGUGUUAAAAGUGUAUUUUUGUAUGUAGGGAAAAUGGUAGUUUUCUAACACUUACUUUGAUCAAUAUAGUAUGAAAUCAUUUGUGAAGGACUUCCUGUUCAAUAAAUGGACAUGUUAAAGCA